AUGGAGUUGUUACAAACUAUAUAUUAUAUUCACAAACAGUGUGGAGUUCCUUCUGUUUCGUCGACAUCUGUUGGGUCGUAUGUACAGUAUGGCAAUGAUGCUGCUCAAGGAGAGUGGCCAUGGCAAAUCUUGUUCUUUAUGGAUGGAAGUUCUGGAUGUGGUGCCACGUUAAUUGACCCUCACUUCGCAAUCACAGCAGCACAUUGUGUAGAGAGUUGGAGUUCCUUUAUGAUUCAUGUUGGGGAAGUCAAAGAAUCGGAAAUGUUGGGAUCCGACGACCAAGGACAAAGGAUAGCAGUAGCUCAAGUCAUAUCUCAUCCUGAUUAUACUGGAAGAAGUACAGGGUGGAAGUCAGACGUAGCAAUACUAAGGCUUUCGCAAGCAGCUUACUACAAUGAUAAUGUCAGACCUGCCUGUCUAGCAACAGAAAUCCAUGAAAGUUUUGAGAACUGUUAUAUUACGGGAUGGGGAUAUAAAGAAGAUGUUGAACACGUUUCAUCAACACCAGACAACUUACAGGAGGUACGAGUAGACGUCAACAUAGACGUAGACAGAUGUAACAAAUCAUAUCAAGCCAUUGGACUUAAUCUGCCACCGACAUCUGUUUGUGUAGAAAAUAAGAAUGCGUAUGCUGCAGCAUGUAACGGAGAUUCAGGAGGUCCUUUAGUUUGUCAGAAUAAAUACGGUCGAUGGGAGUUGGUUGGGGUAACUAGCUUUGGUAUUAGAGGAUGCCGUGUAGACCAGACCCCUAGUAUUUAUCAAAGCAUUCCCUAUCAUAUUGAUUGGAUUGUGCAGAACACAGGUAUACAGAUCAAUAGGAAUAGUAUACCAACACCGCCACCAGAGACAUAAAUGUUUCCAUGCUGAAGUGUGAUGUAAUGGAUGUCUUGUUAGGGUUUUAUUAUUGAAUUGACGAACAAUAAGUUUUGAUUUACGCAAACAAUUUAGUGACAAUUUAUACUUUUAAUAAUAUCAACAAUUAUGUCAUGCAACAUUGAGACCUAUUGAGGCUUUAUAAUUUUACUCUAGUUUUCCUUUGAUGUAAUUGUAGAUGGUGUUUAUCAAUGACCAUCAAGUCGAAACUGAGUCAUUUUAUCAUAUGACUCCACGGGGAGGGGGGGUAACUUCCUAUUAUUGGGUAUACGGGGAUGUGCCAAAAAUAUGGGUCAUUAUUUUGCGAGAUUUUAUAUAAAAAUGCCCCUUUUUAAUGACAUCCUAUACUAAAAUGCAUUUGCGUUUGAUAAGUGUAUAUUGAUUUGGGGGUAUGAUUUACAUAUCAUAUAUAAAUAUGCUAUUGAGAACGAUAAAAUAUAUGUGCACCAAACGAUGUCAAUUCAUAUAUAAAAACUUAGAAAAGUAGCUGGUAUAUUAAUGAAUUAUGAGUGAUGAUAAGUUAGUGCUUAUAUAAACAUGGGUCAUAUUUUAAAUAUAUAAAUAUUGUAUAUAAGUAUAGGUCAUUCUUUCUUAAAUAUUUAUAUAACUUUACGUACUGAAUUUCAGUGAAUGUUAUAUUAAAAUGUGUA
Messenger RNA from Mytilus trossulus (common blue mussel), 1523 nucleotides. Its product is annotated as chymotrypsin-like protease CTRL-1. Bases 1 to 852 code for a protein of 283 amino acids. The transcript is spliced from 6 exons. Gene Ontology annotation, molecular function: serine-type endopeptidase activity. Gene Ontology annotation, biological process: proteolysis. Lineage: Eukaryota; Metazoa; Mollusca; Bivalvia; Mytilida; Mytilidae. The record is from RefSeq and is a predicted model, not a curated record.